AUGGCCUGUGGGGGGGAGGGGUCCAUCAACCUGCGCGCUUAUAGCUCCGCCCCGGAGAAGACCAGCUUCGGCGGCUUGGAGGACAAAGACCGCAUCUUCACAAACAUAUAUGGUCGUCACGACCCGUUCCUGAAGGGUGCGGAGAAGCGUGGGGACUGGCACCGCACCAAGGAUCUGGUGAGCAAGGGCGCCGACUGGAUCGUGGACCAGAUGAAGAAGUCGGGCCUGCGCGGCCGCGGCGGCGCCGGCUUCCCCUCUGGCCUGAAGUGGUGCGUGGAUGGACUGACUGAUUGGGGGUCCUUCAUGCCCAAGGUGUCUGACGGCCGCCCCGGGUACCUGGUGGUGAACGGCGACGAGUCGGAGCCGGGCACGUGCAAGGACCGCGAGAUCAUGCGCCACGAACCCCACAAGCUGGUAGAGGGGUGCCUGAUCGCGGGGACGGCCAUGCGCGCGCGCGCCGGCUACAUCUACGUCCGCGGCGAGUUCGUGGCGGAGCGCCUGGCCCUGCAGCGCGCUAUCGACGAGGCGUACGCGGCGGGGUACCUGGGCCGGGACGCCUGCGGGUCGGGCAAGGACUUUGACCUGGCGGUGCACUGGGGCGCGGGCGCCUACAUCUGCGGCGAGGAGACCGCGCUGAUCGAGUCGCUGGAGGGGAAGCAGGGCAAGCCGCGGCUGAAGCCGCCCUUCCCCGCCAACGUGGGUCUCUACGGCUGCCCCACCACCGUGACCAACGUGGAGACGGUGGCGGUGAGCCCCACCAUCCUGCGCCGCGGCCCCGAGUGGUUCUCCGGCAUGGGGCGCAAGAACAACCACGGCACCAAGCUCUUUGCCAUCUCGGGGCACGUCAACCGCCCCGUCACGGUGGAGGAGGAGAUGAGCAUCCCGCUGCGCGAGCUGAUCGAGCGCCACGCCGGCGGCGUGCGCGGCGGCUGGGACAACCUGCUGGCCGUCAUCCCGGGCGGCUCCUCCGUCCCGCUCCUGCCCAAGCACGCGUGCGAGGACGUGCUGAUGGACUUUGACGCGCUCAAGGAGCGGCAGUCGGGCCUGGGCACCGCCGCGGUGAUCGUGAUGAACAAGUCCACCGACGUGAUCGAGGCCAUCGCGCGCCUGUCCUACUUCUACAAGCACGAGUCGUGCGGGCAGUGCACGCCGUGCCGCGAGGGCACCUCCUGGCUCUACGACGUCAUGACCCGCAUGAAGGCGGGGGAUGCGCGGCUGGAGGAGAUCGACAUGCUCUGGGAGCUGACCAAGCAGAUCGAGGGGCACACCAUCUGCGCGCUGGGCGACGCCGCGGCCUGGCCCGUGCAGGGCCUCAUCCGCCACUUCAGACCCCUCAUGGAGCAGCGCAUCGAGCAGGCCGCCGAGGAGCUGCAGCGCAUCGCCGCCUGA
Molecule: messenger RNA, 1389 nt
Organism: Auxenochlorella protothecoides
Lineage: Eukaryota; Viridiplantae; Chlorophyta; Trebouxiophyceae; Chlorellales; Chlorellaceae
Product: NADH dehydrogenase [ubiquinone] flavoprotein 1, mitochondrial
Exons: 4
Coding region: 1-1389 (462 amino acids)
Biological process (GO): mitochondrial electron transport, NADH to ubiquinone
Molecular function (GO): NADH dehydrogenase (ubiquinone) activity; FMN binding; 4 iron, 4 sulfur cluster binding
Source: RefSeq, a predicted model, not a curated record